ACCUGAGAGGAAUACUUUUGUGAGGGGAGAAGGAGGUCGGGGCAGCAGCGGCCAUGAGCGGGUCCCUUUACAGGCUACCCGCAGCUCUGCGGCUGUUGGGAGGCUCGCGGCCUUGGAGGCUUUUCGUGCGGCCGCUGAGCCAAGCUGGAGCGGGCGCCGGGGGCGAGGGAGGCGCUUCGGGCGACGGGUCGAAGGAGGCGGUGGAGCGGCUGGUGCGCGCCCAUCCUGUGGUGGUUUUCAUGAAGGGCAGCCCGGCCCAGCCCCAGUGCGGCUUCAGCAACGCCGUGGUGCAGAUCCUGCGCUUGCACGGCGUCAACGACUACCGCGCCUACGACGUCCUCCAGGACUCCGACCUCCGGCAAGGAAUUAAAAACUAUUCUAACUGGCCUACUAUUCCUCAAGUCUACCUCAAUGGUGAAUUUGUGGGAGGCUGCGACAUACUUCUCCAGAUGCAUCAAAGUGGAGACCUAGUAGAAGAGCUUAAGAAAUUAGGAAUUCGCUCUGCACUUCUGGAUUCAGAGAAAGACCAUGGAAAAAAAUAAGCAAGCUGCUGUGACUUUGACAAAAGACCAUUUUUGAUAAUUUGGUACCAGAAAAGCCUUAUGUAAUUUAGCUCAAAAAGGAAACUUUUUGAACUAACGCAAUGAGGUUUAUCACUAAGCAUUCUGUUGUCCACCGUACAAUAUGAUAGACUGAUGUGUGAAUAUUCUGUCAUGAAUUUUUUUAUAAUCACAGCAACUGUUUUGCAAUCAAAGUAAAUAUGCAUUUUACUUCUAUUUUGCACUACUUUGUAUGCAUUUUGCUUGAGUCAACUAAUCCCCCCCCCAACUUAUUUUUCCUGGGUGCUUCCACACUAGGCAUUUACUCCAGAAUACUCACUGUUUGUUCACUUUACAGGGUAUCUACAUGGCAUAGUCAUCCUGCCAUGAUCCAGCUCUGUUUUCCCUGCGCUUACCCAAUAUUUUCCCGGACAUCAGAAAGGCUGACUUCUUUGAACAGAUGUAGAUGCUACUCUUCCAUCUUUUCCAAGAGGCAGGGUUUUGAAGAGGUAGUAACGUUUUGGGAAACUGAGCCCUGUCACCACACAUCUUCAUUUAGCACAAUAGAUUUUUUUUGUGUUUUUAAAUUUAAUUACUAUUAAUGCACCUAUAUUAAAAAUAAUUAUUUGCAUUAUUUCAGUUAAGGAGAAGAUUCCUAGCAGAAGCUGAAAACCUGCAAUUUUUGAUAAAUAUUAUGAUUGGCUUGAAGCCUCACUACCACCACACACACUUCCUACAUUUGGCUGGUGGGUUCAUGUAUUUGUGUUCCUUGCCUGGUCCCCUUCUGCCAGCUGUCUCAGGGCUGUGGCUCCCUGCUCCAUUCUCCCAGCAAGCACCAUUUUAGCAUUCCAUUUUUAACAAAAUGUUUAAAUUGGCACUAAUGCAUUACAGUGAAAUUAAAAUAAUGCAAAUUAAAAACAAUAUGAACAACACUGAAGAAGGGAAAUGAUAAGCAGAUAAGGAUGUAAGUAGGAAAAGUCGGCUUCCUGAAACAACUUGAGGAAUUAGUAAUUUAAACCAGAAGUGGGCAACAUGUAGCCUUCCAGCUAUUUUUGGCCUACAGCUUUCAUCUGGUGAGGGAUGAUGGGAGUUGUGGCCCUCAAAUUGUCCUCCCCUGAAUUAAACUUGUGACUGCUUAGGAAGCUUUAGACAAAGUGCGGAAAGGAGUGCAUCCAGGAGGUUGAUGGGGAGAACCACAGUUUGUCAAUUUCAGCAGCCCAUUUAUUCCUUUGCUUGGAGGUGACGGGGGUGGGCUAGAUUAAGCAAGCUCAAGGGAAUUUGAUAUCUACUGCACUUUCACCUAUAGAGACUUGCAAAGACUCCCCCAUCUCACUACCACCACACACCCCUCUAGCCUGCUGAAUCCCAAAAUGCUAAAACACUGAACUCAAUGUGAAGAAAGAUUGUAGCUGCCAGUGCUUGCUUCCCCCCCCCUCAUUGUAUAUAUGUGGUUGGAAACAGCAGAAAAAGAGAAGCUGUUUUUUAAAAAAAAAUCUUUGGAGGACAUCUAAAUCAAUCCCUUUAUAUUUUUUAAACCCUUCACAGAGUAAUUGGGCAGUUCUUCAGUAAAUAAGUACUAUAAUGCCAGUUAAAUAACAGCUUAAUGAUUGCUGGCAGGAAGAAUUAUUUAAAAAUGGCUGCCCAGGUUUGCUGCUCAGGUGAAUUGUAACCUCUCCCUUCUCCACCCACAGCUAUAUCGUGUCUAUCAGUGUGAAUGGGAUGUAGCAUGUCCAGAGCAGUGUCAGCAACAUGUACUUAAAGGAAAAGCACAAUGCCCUCUGCAGUAUGGAAAGUCAAUUACAAUUCUGUUUGUAGUUAGUAGUUGAAGAGCAAUGAUUGGAUAACGCUAGUAGCCACCCAUCUGGAAGCACCCUGGAUUAUAUUUGUAUCUUGCAAUUGUGUUCUAUAUAUAACCUAGACAAUUAGACCUUGCUUGGCUUACACAACAGCCAACUGUGGAUUAAUUAACCCUCGGUGCCACAGCAUAUGCAGUCCAUGAUUAUUAAUAUGCAAGCCUAGUUCAGAGGUUUCUCUGGCUUGUGUCAUCUGAGCCUGGAUGGUGGGGGUUAUUUGAGGGUUAAAUUAUCUUUGUAGAAGCCAUGGUUGUUUUAGAGUUAUGCUAGAGUUAUUUAACCUUCCAAUAGCCUCCACCACCCAGGUUUGGAUGACACAACAAGCCAUGGCACCCCCUGGCCAGGGGUUGCAUAUUCAUAAUCGGGGACAGCACAUACUACAGCCCCUUGCAGUAAAUUAUCCCAUGUUGUGUUGUCUGAACUCGCUCUCAGUGAAAGAGGGAGGAAGUAAAUAAUGCCAAUCAGCCUAUAUUUAUGGACACACAUUAACACUGCAGAAAAUACGUUAAAAUGCUGAGUUCUUAGCUUGAAAAGAAAUAAUACUCUAAUCAUUAUUUUGUUUCCCAAGUCUGUUUGUGGGUUUGGGGGAAUAGUGAAAAGUUUGCAUUAAAAAUUAGAAAGUAACUUCUACCUCUGCCCAAAAGACUGCCUCAGUUACUACACAUUGUUAAGCUUCACCAUGUCAAUGAUCAGUGCUUUUAAUAUGUAUAAAGUUUUAAAGUCUAUUCUUUGGUGGCUUCAAACACGGUAUGUGCGGAUGAGUUUUGAAACCUCUCCAUUGUACCUUUUAUAUAAGUGCACAACCCACUUGGAAGUGGUUAUUGGGUAUUUAACAUUCUGAAGUAUUUUGUCAAAAAGUUAUGCAUGGAUGUGUGUUUUCAAGACCACAGGCAAUUCCUGCUUCACUGAAGAAUAUUUUCUUCAGACUAAAAUGAUCAGAUAAAAUUGUUUAAUGUUACAGAGUAAAAAAAAAAAGUAAAGGAGGCAAAAUAUUUGUUGGGAUAUCUUUUGAAAACCUCCAUAUAUCAGGCUUCUUAACAUUUCUAUUUCUAAACAGAAAAAAAUAUUUUGUUUUUUGAAAGCAUGUGCAAUGUAUUGUGCAUCUCUAGUAAUAGCCCAGUAUAGUUAGGUUCCUCACACUUUUUAAAUGUGAGAACAAUGUGCACCGUUGGGUAUAAGCAAACUAUUUGAGAAACUGUUACUUUGUGAUCUAUGAUUAUAUCAUUUUUUCUUUGAGAUAAAGGGCAUAUAAAAUGAA
Molecule: messenger RNA, 3650 nt
Organism: Elgaria multicarinata webbii
Lineage: Eukaryota; Metazoa; Chordata; Lepidosauria; Squamata; Anguidae
Gene: GLRX5
Product: glutaredoxin 5
Exons: 2
Coding region: 54-542 (162 amino acids)
Cellular component (GO): mitochondrial matrix
Source: RefSeq, a predicted model, not a curated record